Sander lucioperca (pikeperch) is the source of this 1747-nucleotide messenger RNA. It is a transcript of the gene nagpa, whose product is annotated as N-acetylglucosamine-1-phosphodiester alpha-N-acetylglucosaminidase. The coding region runs from base 112 to 1659 and encodes 515 amino acids. The transcript is spliced from 12 exons. The record is from RefSeq and is a predicted model, not a curated record. Lineage: Eukaryota; Metazoa; Chordata; Actinopteri; Perciformes; Percidae.
CAGUAACAGUGUGUUUCAUUUUAUUUACUUUGAUGUUGAGCGCUAGCUGGAUAAUGUAGGAACCAGCAGGAGGAGAGAGGAGUUUGGCAGGCUAGUUUUCCUCCUCCUCAUAUGGCAGCAGUGUCGGCCAAAUGCCCGUUUGUGUGGCUGCUCCUGUGGCUCUGGGUCCGGCUGUCCGAGACCGAAAACACUCGAGUCUCUGUGGGCGAUGACAUCCUGCAGCCGUACGCCCACGGCCACGGCCCCUCCCAUUCUCACCGCCAUGUCAGAGACUGUCAGUCCGUCGUCCAUGGCAACAGCACCUACGAGAGCCAGCCCCCCAACCAUCACAGCGGGCUGCCGGUGGCCGAGUCCACGGUGUUUGUGUCAGACGUGUCGGGGAGCUCCAGAAUGGUUUACGGUCACAUAACGGCGGUCCAGGACCCUCUGAGGACGCUGUCAGUGUUGGAGCCGGGCGGGCCGGGCGGCUGCGGGAUGAAACAGAGGGUCUCGGUGGAGGAAACGGCCGAGGCUGCCGGGUGUCUGUACGCCCAGAACGCCGGCUUCUUCAGCACAUCAACAGGCCGGUGUCUGGGCAACGUGGUGAGCGACGGCAGGAUGGUGCAGGACAGCGGCGGGGUGCAGAACGCCCAGUUUGGCAUCAGGAAGGACGGCACCCUGGUGUUCGGGUAUCUGUCACAGGAGGAUGUUUUGGACCAGUCCAACCCGUUCGUCCAGCUGGUCAGCGGUGUGGUGUGGCUGUUGAGGAACGGCGAGGUUUACAUCAACCAAAGCCUGAAGGCCGAGUGCGACAAGACGCAGGAGACGGGGAAUUUCCAGACUUUUGUGGACGUGGUGUCGGCCAGGACGGCGGUGGGCCACGACGCCGAGGGCAAACUGAUCCUGUUUCACAUCGAUGGGCAGACUGGAGUAAGGGGUAUGAAUCUGUGGGAGGUGGCUGAGUCUCUGAAGAGCUACGGAGUCAUCAAUGCCAUCAAUCUGGACGGAGGCGGGUCUUCCACCUAUGUGACUGACGGCUCAUUGGCCAGCUACCCCUCUGAUCACUGCGUUCCAGACAGCAGGUGGCGCUGUGCUCGGCCCGUCUCCACCGUCUUGUGUGUUCACCAGCGGCGCUGCCAGCCGGAAAACUGCAACGGCCACGGAGACUGUGUGGACGGACGCUGUCGGUGUCAUCAGGGCUGGGAGGGUAAAGAAUGUGACUCUCUGGUGUGUCAGCCGCCGGCCUGCGGCCCUCACGGUGUCUGCACUGCCGGCGGUUGUGUCUGUGAUGCUGGAUGGAGAGGAAAGAACUGCAGCCAAGAGUGCCUCCCGGGUUUCUAUGGUGACGGCUGCAAUCAAACCUGUGCCUGUUUUAACGGCGGUUCCUGCGACCCCGUCCACGGACGCUGCGCCUGCCCCUCUGGUUUCCACGGCGACACCUGUGAACAAGUGUGUCCUCUGGGUUUCUUCGGGCCGUCUUGCGCUCAGGCGUGUCGCUGUGACGACCUGUGUACAUGUGACCCGCAGACAGGAAGCUGCAACGCCACGCUGCAAGGAGAGACCAACUACACCUUACACAGAGCUGGACACUGUCUUGCCAAACAGAUGUUUACAUUGUGGAGACGAGAUGAAGAAGCUCACAGAGAGCAGCCUCUUCUGACAGAGAGUUCCUGGCUCUGAUCACCUCCGCCUGGCUCUCUGCUGUCAGCCAGCCUGCUGCUCACUUCGUAGGGCGUGUCGCAGCGCGGCCGCGCUCACUUCCCACGAG